Myodes glareolus (Bank vole) is the source of this 1720-nucleotide messenger RNA. The record is from RefSeq and is a predicted model, not a curated record. Lineage: Eukaryota; Metazoa; Chordata; Mammalia; Rodentia; Cricetidae.
UUAGGGAACUUCUAGCUCUAACGUCCUCGCCUGCCCUGAAUUCCCGGCUUCCUAUUGGACUGCCACUUUCCAAUCGGCAAGGUUUCUGAGUCUUAGUCCUCAAGCAGCGGGGAUCAGUGGCUGCAAUGACGGGAUUGGAUCCUUAAGUCUUUGUAGGAGCCCUACUGGUUAAAAGCAAAGGAAUAAACGCGAACCAGGCGGCUGAAGAGUCUUUGCCCAGGCCCCCACAUCCCUCAGAAUGACGUUGGACGUGGGGCCGGAGGAUGAGCUGCCCGACUGGGCUGCGGCCAAAGAGUUUUACCAGAAGUACGACCCUAAGGACGUCAUUGGCAGAGGGGUGAGCUCUGUGGUUCGCCGCUGCGUUCAUCGAGCUACUGGUGAUGAGUUCGCUGUGAAGAUCAUGGAGGUGACGGCUGAGCGACUGAGUCCUGAGCAGCUGCAGGAGGUGCGGGAAGCCACACAGCGAGAGAUGCACAUCCUUCGCCAAGUCGCUGGCCACCCCCAUAUCAUCACUCUCAUCGAUUCCUACGAGUCUUCUAGCUUCAUGUUCCUGGUGUUUGACCUGAUGCGGAAAGGAGAGCUGUUUGACUAUCUCACGGAGAAGGUGGCCCUCUCAGAAAAGGAAACCAGGUCCAUCAUGAGGUCUCUGCUGGAGGCAGUGAGCUUUCUCCAUGCCAACAACAUUGUCCACCGAGACCUGAAGCCCGAGAAUAUUCUCCUAGAUGACAACGCGCAGAUCCGCCUUUCCGACUUCGGGUUCUCCUGCCAUUUGGAACCUGGCGAAAAGCUUCGAGAGCUGUGUGGGACUCCUGGGUAUCUAGCACCAGAGAUCCUUAAAUGCUCCAUGGAUGAAACCCACCCAGGCUAUGGCAAAGAAGUCGACCUCUGGGCCUGUGGGGUGAUCUUGUUCACACUUCUGGCUGGCUCGCCACCAUUCUGGCACCGGCGCCAAAUCCUGAUGCUACGUAUGAUCAUGGAAGGGCAAUACCAGUUUAGUUCGCCUGAGUGGGAUGACCGCUCCAACACUGUCAAGGACCUGAUCUCAAAGCUGCUACAAGUGAAUCCUGAGGAGCGCCUGACAGCUGAGCAAGCCCUGCAGCACCCCUUCUUUGAGCGCUGCGAAGGCAGCCAACCCUGGAACCUCACACCUCGCCAGAAGUUCCGGGUGGCAGUGUGGACAAUCCUGGCUGCUGGACGAGUGGCACUGAGCACUCACCGCCUACGGCCACUAACCAAGACUGCACUGUUGAGAGACCCCUACGCACUGAGGCCAGUGCGGCGCCUCAUUGACAACUGUGCCUUCCGGCUCUACGGGCACUGGGUGAAGAAGGGGGAGCAGCAGAACCGGGCAGCCCUCUUCCAGCACCAGCCUCCUAGGUUGUUCCCCGCUGUGGCCACUGAAGAAGAAGGGGACUCCAACACUAUCACAGAGGACGAGGCUGUGCUGGUGCUGGGCUAGAACCUCAUCCCUGGCAAGCCAGAAAGCAGGACUCUCCAGGAGGAGAUUUUUUUUUUUUUAUCAUUCCCGACUGUUGGGACUCAGACCUUAGCCCUGCCUUGCCAAGCCUACCACUGCUAUCACUGGACUGCUACCACUACUCAUCCUGGACUUGGAGAUCAGGGCUGACUGAGAUGGAAGGGAACCUCUUCCAGUGCUGUGCCUGACCUGGCCAUCGCUGUCUUGUGCUGCAUCUGAAAUAAAACUGCUACAAGCCUGGGA